Molecule: messenger RNA, 3883 nt
Organism: Topomyia yanbarensis
Lineage: Eukaryota; Metazoa; Arthropoda; Insecta; Diptera; Culicidae
Product: ubiquitin-protein ligase E3C
Exons: 9
Coding region: 235-3555 (1106 amino acids)
Biological process (GO): protein polyubiquitination; ubiquitin-dependent protein catabolic process
Molecular function (GO): protein binding; ubiquitin protein ligase activity
Source: RefSeq, a predicted model, not a curated record
UAAACGUCAUUGCAAAAACACAAAAAGAUACGAAAGAUUAUUCACUACAGCUGACUGGUUUGCCAUUAAGUUGCAGGACUUUUACUGUAAUAUUCGACAAAGAAAAUUCACUUUCAGAUCUGCAUUAGUUUCCGCUAUCGGUCGUGCCAUUUCCGCGUGUUUAUGCAAUUGAAUUUUCGUGUAAAGCAACGAGGGUUUAUCGCAAAAAUUGGGUAGGAAAUCGUCAAAAUCGUGAUGUUCAACUUCGACGGCGACUUUCGUCGUCGCCCACAGCAAAGUCUCGGUGGUGUAUCGCAAAAAUCAGACCGUCUCAGCAUUAUCCGGAAGGCUCAACAGGAGCGACAGAAACGAGAGGAUGUACGUCGCCAGCAGCAUGGUGCAACUGUGAUCCAAAGUUCGGUGCGCAGCUUCGUGCAGCGGCAGAAUGUGAAACGUCGCGAACGGGAACGAUUCGAUGAAUAUCGGAAGACGAAUGGGUUGAAGAAGCUACUGGAUUUGGAAUAUCUCACGCGAAGGAUUAUAUUUUUCUACCAUGCAAAGAACAACAAGGACGGAGACCGGUUGAUUUAUCUUUGUCAAUACUUGAUUAAGAAUCAACAAGAAGCUUUUGAGGUGGCAACAACUCAAUCAAUGUGGACGUAUCGCAUAAAGAAAUUACUGGGAUUAUGUCUGCAGCAGAUUUUCAUUCCGGAGCAUUCAUCCACUAUACCGAUGCGCAUGCUGGAGAUCUAUUCGUGCAACACCUACAUUGAAAAGUAUUCGAACCUGCAAACGCGGGGUCGGAGUUAUCUGGAGGAUAUUUUCUGCUAUUUGAUCCGCCAGAAGUACUUCCAAAUUAUCCGUCAGCUAAUAGAGGAAAAAAUCCCUCCCAUAGACGAAGACACCACCGUGCUUCCGAAUCCGAUCGGUGAUGCGCUGUUGCAGAUGUUGCUCCGCCCAUUGAAGUUGAUACCGACGGCGAACGAGAGAUUCAACGCAAGCAUCCUGCAGUCGUUCUGUUUCUACAUCUUAUCACCGAACUUUUCCGAUCAGAUUAAGCACUACAUCGUUCCUUCACUGGCGAAGAAUGCUGAUUUUCCAUAUAUUACACUGGUACGGUACAUAGCCGAUGAGUAUCAGGUUCGGUUGGACUAUCAAAACACAAUUUUAAUCGACAUUGAUGACGAGAUGGAUGAUGGUGGGUCGGUUGCCGCCAGCAGGGGAGGAGAAAGUGCCAGCAAGAAGCUGCGGAAGAGUCGAGAGAAUGAAACGCUUUUGCUUACCAGCUCGUUGCUUUAUGCCGUUAUGAAGCUGGGUGAGAAUCAGUUCGACAAUCUGAACAGCGUGCCCCUGUAUAGCGCCUACGUGAAAGUCAUUUCAUCGAUGGUGAACAACAUUACGAAACUACCGCGAAUGGCCACCGAAACCUAUCACCAUCGACAGGAUGAUUCCAGUGACUCUGAAUCGGAGUCCGAAGAUGUUCAGAUGCUUACCAGUACGGAGAAUCAAACGCUAGCGGAAAUCAUCAGCAUGCUCAACGAUAAUCAGCGAGUAGCAUUCGUGGUGAAACACGUCGAUGAUAUCCUGGAUAAGCCUGAUGUGAUGCAGCAUCUCUGUUUAGUCUGCCACAAUCUGAUGACCUACAAUCGGCUGGCAGUGUACGAGUAUAAACUGCUAUACAUGCUAGCUUCCAAACCACAAUUCAUUCGAUCGCUUUGGUACACCCUGACAGCUCAAACUGUUAGUCAAGGUUUCUCGUCACCAAUUUCGUUGCUGUCCAAGGGAUUAACAAUUUCCAAGUAUGAUUCUGACAGGAUAGUUCCGAUAUUGGCCUCAUUCUGUGCCCUCUUUGGUAGACUCAUAGCCACACUGCACGAUGGAGAAUUUUGCCAGGAAAACGUUCUUCCAGGGACAGUCAGCAAAAUCAUGCCAUUCACAAUCCCAGAAAUCAUUCCGCUCAGUACGACACUCAAGGAAAUUUCACUUGGGCUGGUAGAGCUUGCGUUUCCCGAAACUCGCUCCUCGCUCAAAGACAGCUAUCGCACUAUGUUAACCUCACUGAACAACGAGUCCACUUCCCACUAUCGGCUCAAGUGUGAUUUGAGCGAGCAGAACAAGAAUGUUUGGCCCCAUCUGCUCAAAGUUUGCGUUUCACUGCUGCGACAAAUUCAUACACGCGAUCUGCGACGAGGUUUCUGCCCGGAUGGCCACUGGACGGCACAGAAUCUAAAUCUCCCGCUUGAUAAACCCACCGAUUUGCAUCUGUCCCGGGGGCGACGGGGACCGCGGCCAUUUCAACCUAUUCGAGACUUUACUCGAGAGGAUGUGGAAGAUGGACCACCUCUCUCCACGAAGCAGAUCCGGUCGAUAACGAUCCUGCGAGAGAUUCCAUUUGUGGUAGCGUUCAACACUCGCGUCGGUGUCUUCCAGGGGUUGGUGGCGGCCGACAAACUUCGGACUCAGGGUGAUCUACAGGGAUUCCUGCAGGGACCCUCCAUUCAACUGACCGUUCGAAGGUCUCAUAUGUACGAGGAUGCCUUCGAUAAGCUGAGUCCGAUUAAUGAACCGGAUCUUCGUCCAAAAUUCCGCAUAGAGAUGGUUAACUCUGCCGGCAUGAGAGAAGCCGGCAUCGAUGGAGGAGGAGUGUUUCGUGAAUUUCUGUCCGAGCUUAUCAAGACUGCUUUCGAUCCACACCGUGGCUUUUUCAUGAUCACAAAGGACAAUAUGCUGUACCCGAACCCGAGCGUGGGUAAAAUUGUGGAAGACUACCAACGACAUUACUAUUUCAUUGGACGCAUCCUGGGCAAAGCAUUGUACGAAAACCUGCUGGUAGAAUUGCCAUUGGCAGAAUUUUUUCUUUCGAAACUGGCGGGCAAGCAUUCGGAUGUAGAUAUUCACCAGCUGGCAUCGCUUGAUCCGGUGUUGCAUAGAAACCUCAUGUCGCUGAAAGCAUACGAAGGAGACGUUUCAGAUCUAGGAUUAGAUUUUACUAUAGUCUGUGAUGAAUUAGGUGAAACUAGGAUAGAAGAGCUCAAGCCGAACGGUGCCAACAUAACGGUGAACUCUUCCAACCGCUUGGAGUACAUCCAGCUGAUGGCAGAUUUCAAAUUGAAUAGGCAGAUUAGAUCGCAAUGUUUAGCGUUCCGGCAAGGUCUAGCGAACGUACUACCCAUUGAGUGGUUGUACAUGUUCAGUAACAAAGAACUGCAGGUGCUUACAUCUGGGGCCGAAAUUCCAGUGGACGUUCACGAUCUGCGGCAAAAUACACGAUAUGGUGGUGAUUUCACGAUAGAACAUAACACAAUUCAGCUGUUUUGGAAAGUGGUCGAAGAGUUCGACGAUAUUCAGCGAAGACAGCUGCUCAAGUUUGUCACUAGCUGCUCGCGUCCUCCACUGCUAGGUUUUAAAGAUUUGGAUCCACCGUUUUGCAUCCAGAACGCUGGUGAUACAGACCGUCUUCCAUCGGCUAGCACGUGCAUGAAUCUGCUCAAACUGCCGGCCUUUGAAAAGGAGGAUGUCCUACGCGAAAAGUUGCUCUAUGCAAUCCAGAGUGGGUCUGGAUUCGAACUGAGCUAAGGUUUGAUUGGUGAAGAUGUGGUGUGGCUUGUAAGGUUGUUCCUUCGUGAGCGUGUAAUGUGUUGUACCAGAGGUUUGGGUUUUCGGUACAAGUGUUUUUUCUCUGCAGUUUGGGUUCCUCACGUGGAAUGACGAAUAUCAAUGUGUAAUGUGCUCCGAAGCUAUUUUACAGCAAGGGUACACUUAUUAGUGAACAAGGGGAAGUGUAAGCAAUUGUAUGGUUAUAUUUAUUUCGUAAAACUAUUUUAAAGAUCGAAUACUAUUCCCUACAGAAUAACAAGCGUAUGAUGUAAGAGAUGAGGCAAAUGUAGAAGACAUCAAUUGUGGA